AUGGCUGACGGCGGAGGUUGGAGUACCAUCGAAUCCGAUGAGGGCGUAUUCACCUCAUUGAUCGAAAACCUAGGCGUCAAAGGCGUACAAUUCGAAGAACUCAUUUCCCUUGAUGCCGAUACCAUACGCUCUCUGAGCCCCGUAUACGGCGUCAUCUUCCUCUUCAAAUGGAUUGGAGGCCAAAGCAGCAACAGUACUGCGCCCGCAGACGGCACAUACGACCAAACCGCCGCCUCGGAGCAGGGACUCUUCUUUGCCGCUCAAACAAUCCAGAACGCAUGCGGAACACAAGCCAUUUUAUCCGUGAUAUUGAACCAAGAUACACCGGCCUCUGGAACUCCGUAUCCGAUAGAAAUCGGAUCAGAGCUUUCGUCUUUCAAGAGUUUUACGCAGGGCUUUCCGUCCGAUCUGCUAGGGGAAGCGCUCUCGAACUCAGAGGCGAUUCGCACAGCCCACAACGCUUUCGCGCGUGCCAGCCCGUUUGUCGAUGAAACGCAGCGGACGGCUCAGGACGAGGAAGGGGAUGUAUACCAUUUCAUCGCAUACACGCCCGUAAACGGCAAGUUAUACGAAUUGGACGGCCUACAACCUUUCCCCAUCAGCCACGGCGAUUGUGACGCCGAAUCAUUCCCCGAGAAAGUCAUUGAAGUCCUCCAACGACGGAUUGCGCGAUACCCACCCGGUGAAGUCAGAUUCAAUCUCAUGGCCGCUGUGCGGGAUCUACGGAUUCGAGCACAAGAGUUUGGGGAUAGUGAGUUAUUGGAACGUGAAAAUGCGAAGAGGAGGGCGUGGGCGUGGGAGAAUACAUUGCGAAGGUCGAAUUUUGUGGGGUUUAUAGGCGAGGUUGCGAAGGCGGUGGUGCAGAAGAAGGUCCAGGAUGGGAAGUAUGAGGAAUGGGUUGAGGGGGCGAAGAAGGAGACCUUACGCAGGGCGGAGGCGAGGAGGAAGGGGUAUUAA
Messenger RNA from Talaromyces marneffei, 957 nucleotides. RefSeq lists its product as uncharacterized. Gene Ontology annotation, molecular function: cysteine-type deubiquitinase activity. The transcript has 3 exons. Gene Ontology annotation, biological process: ubiquitin-dependent protein catabolic process; protein deubiquitination. Bases 1 to 957 code for a protein of 318 amino acids. The record is from RefSeq and is a predicted model, not a curated record. NCBI's taxonomy places the organism in Eukaryota, Fungi, Ascomycota, Eurotiomycetes, Eurotiales, Trichocomaceae. Gene Ontology annotation, cellular component: cytoplasm.